AUGGCUAGGUUUUUCUCUUUUGUACUCUGCGCCAUCCUCCUCUCUACCUCCUCUGUCGCUGCCCCCGCCUCUUCGGCCAAGACCUCCAGCUCUACCACAACCACCGUAGUCACCUCUUCGAGCACUGCUAGCAUCGCGUCGGGUACCUCGUCUGCCCCAAAUGCCAGUGAGACCGUACCGCUCGCGAGCGACAACCCGAACAACCCGGAAUGGAAUGUGACGACCAGCGAAGACCCCCAGCCCAUCCGUGGCUCGCUUGGGGCGACGAUUAUGGCGGAGCAGAACAUUCCCCUCCAGCAACAGAACCCCGACCUUCUCGCCCCGCCGACGACAGACAGCGGGAUGCUCCCUGGCGGGAACGCGAAGUGGCCGUUCAGCUUGAGUUCCAAUCGGCUGCAGACCGGCGGCUGGGCGCGUCAACAGAACAUCCACCAGAUGCCCAUUGCAACUUCAAUGGCUGGUGUCGAUAUGCGUCUGGAAGCUGGCGCAAUCCGGGAGCUUCAUUGGCACAAGACUUCCGAGUGGGCGUUUGUACUUAGCGGUUACGUGCAGGUCACGUCUGUUGAUCAACUCGGUCGGAAUUACUUGGACACUGUCGGCCCAGGCGACCUGUGGUACUUUCCCCCCGGGAUCCCCCACAGCCUGCAAGCCACGGACCAGAAUCCGGAUGGCUGCGAAUUCCUCCUCGUCUUCGACAACGGUGACUUUAGCGAAGACUCGACCUUCCAGCUCACAGACUGGCUCGCGCACACCCCGAAAGAGGUGAUUGCGAAGAACUUUGGCACAACCAUCUCCGCAUGGAACAACCUCCCCGGAAAAGAGCUCUACAUCUUCCCCGCUGCACCACCCUCGCCAGAUGCGACUGCAGUCAAAGACCCAGCUGGGCAGGUUCCGAACCCAUUCACGUUCAAGAUGUCGAAUAUGUCUGCCACGCCGCUCGCUGGCGGUUCGGUCAAGAUCGUCGACUCGCGUACAUUCAAGGCGUCAACGACAAUUGCCGUCGCAGAUGUGACCGUCGAACCCGGAGGAAUGCGGGAACUUCACUGGCACCCAACCCAGGACGAGUGGACGUACUACAUCUCCGGUACCGGUCGAGUGACGGAAUUUGCGUCUAGUGGCACUGCACAGACGUUCGACUACGAGGCAGGGGACAUUGGCUUCGUUCCAGCUACAUAUGGACACUAUGUUGAGAACAUUGGAAAUGACACGCUGCACUUCCUUGAGAUCUUCAACACGGACAUCUUCCAAGACGUUAGUCUGCAGCAGUGGCUCUCACUAAUCCCGCCACAGCUCGUUCAAGAGCAUCUAGGAUUAUCAAGCGAGACGAUCUCCCAUUUCAACAAGACGAAACAGGUCGUCGUCGGGCCCUAA
Messenger RNA from Fibroporia radiculosa, 1371 nucleotides. RefSeq lists its product as uncharacterized. The coding region runs from base 1 to 1371 and encodes 456 amino acids. The transcript has 16 exons. Gene Ontology annotation, biological process: oxalate metabolic process. NCBI's taxonomy places the organism in Eukaryota, Fungi, Basidiomycota, Agaricomycetes, Polyporales, Fibroporiaceae. The record is from RefSeq and is a predicted model, not a curated record.